Lates calcarifer (barramundi perch) is the source of this 499-nucleotide messenger RNA. It is a transcript of the gene timm8b, whose product is annotated as translocase of inner mitochondrial membrane 8 homolog B (yeast). The record is from RefSeq and is a predicted model, not a curated record. Bases 126 to 395 code for a protein of 89 amino acids. Lineage: Eukaryota; Metazoa; Chordata; Actinopteri; Centropomidae. The transcript is spliced from 2 exons.
CCAUAUUGUUUGUAGAUCAGUGGCAUAUCUCAAGCUGCAACGCUCGAUCGCGGUGAAAGCGAAGGUCACCUCGUCCACCACUUUAUCACCAAGAAUACAGAGUUGUUCUGUAACUGCAUAACACAAUGGACAAUUUUGAUAAUUUCAGUGUUUCAGAGAAGGUAGACGCGACGGAGCUUCAGCGUAUGAUCGCUAUAGAGCAGCAGAAAGCGCAGUUCCAGGCCCAGGUGCACAAUUUCACUGAUAUCUGCUGGGACAAAUGUGUGGACAGUCCGGGCUCGAAGCUGGACUACCGGACAGAGACAUGCCUCGUGAGCUGUGUUGAGCGAUUCAUUGACACCACCCUGACCAUAACCAACCGCUUCACACAGAUGGUGCAGAAGGGUGCUCAUUAAUAUUGGACUAUAGAUGCCAACAGGACUGUAUUAUGACAAAAACAGUGUUUUGUAUUUCUAACAUGUUGAUGGAAGGUAUUAUAAAGAGGACAUGUUUCACUUAC